This is a messenger RNA of Adineta steineri, 702 nucleotides long. Lineage: Eukaryota; Metazoa; Rotifera; Eurotatoria; Adinetida; Adinetidae. The record is from the annotation of a GenBank genome assembly.
AUGUCUCUUAAAGAAAUUUUAUUUAGUACAAUGAAUGCAUUCAAUUGUCUUAUGAAAUGGUUUCCAUUGAAUAUGAAAGAGCCAUUGAGUUUGAUUAAUAUGUUUAUGUUUUGGUCAUGGUUUAUAAUUAUCUUUUAUAAUUAUUUUAAAACUAUAUUUCUUGGCCCUAGUUUUCUACGAAAACGUUGGCGACCAAAAAAUAAAGAAGAUGAAAAAUAUUUACAAUAUUGUACAAUUUGUCAAGGUUUCAAAACUUCGCAAGCAUAUCAUUGUAGAAAAUGUGGUCGAUGUAUAUCGAAAUUUGAUCAUCAUUGUCCUUGGAUGAAUACAUGUAUUGGUCAUGUUAAUCAAACGAAUUUCUGUUGGUUUUUAUUCUAUAGUAUUCUUGGUUGUUUACAUGCUUUAUUAAUGAUAUCUCCAUGUGUAUAUCGAGUAUUAUUCAUUCCUUAUUCUUCAUUACGAAUAAAUGAACCAAGAAUUUAUUUUACACUUACUGGUUUAAUAUCAUCCAUACUUACUCUUGGUUUUACUAUUGGUGUGAUUAUUGCGGUUGGAUUGUUAUUAAUUAUUCAAAUAAAAAAUAUAAUAUGUAAUCAUCGGCGUUUGAAAUCAUUUAUUUAUCCAUAUAAUCUUGGUUUCAAAGAAAAUAUUUGUCAACUAUUUAAUCGGAUAGAUUAUUUUAAUUUAAUUACUGAUGGUUAA